GUCACAUUUCAUGACUGUAGGACUUUGACUGGCUGCACUGUUAAAUGUAUAUUCGAAAAAAGUAAUAAUUAAUUCAAAUUUUCGUCAGCUUUCAAUCUGACAACCGUUUUCAAAGAGAUCAUUUGUUGAUAAUUGAUUUAUUUUUAUAAAAUGCUGGAACAAUCACCGAAAAUGGCCCAACAUGCUUCGCCGCCUGUCCGCACCGGCGCCGGCGACAUCUCGGAGCGGGAGUUGUCUCGCGAGUGGUACAGCCUCUCCUCCACGCCCACUGCCCGCUUGCAGCCGGCGCACCCACGCAAGCAGGUGCACUCAGUGCCUGUGAGCAAGUUUGGGCGUGGGCAGGCGCCGGGCCGCAACCUGCAGCGUAUCCGCAGCUGCCUCGAGGAACUGAGCAAGCCGCCGCCGCCACCCCGCGUCGCGCACAAAGCCGCCUCGCUGGAAGACCUCACGCCCAGUAAGAGGAUAGCAAAAAGAAGAAAGGAGACCGAGAGCGGUGUGUCUGUGCGGUGUUCGGGGCCGCGCGGGUUAGCAGAGGAGCAGGCGGCGGCGCGCGUAGCCCGCUUUAUGCUGCUGACCGCAUGGCGCCGCCGCCGGCACGACCUGCGCUGUCUGCGUAAGACCCUCGAGGUCCAGGUGAGCAGCAGCGAGCGGCUGCGCGUGCAGGUGUGGGCGCUGAAGUCGCUGCUGGAAGCGGACAGCGGCAAGCUGCGGCUGGCUCUCAAAGAGCUGCAGCGCCUCAAGCAGCUGUUGCACGACAGGGACGCCGAGAAGGCCCUCCUCGAGAAGGAGAAGCGGGCGCUGGAGGGCGACGUGAGCGCGGCGGAGGACCGCGCCUCCGAAAUGAGCAUCGGAUGGCGUAACUGUCGCAAUGAGCUGGAGGCGGCGAGCUUGGCGGCGCGGGCACUGGAGCGCGCGCUGGCGCUGCAGCUGUCGGCGCAGGCGGACCUCGCCGCACAGCGCGACGCCGCCACACAGUCUGUGUCGCAGCUGGAGGGCGAGGUGCGGCGGCGGGAGGCGGUGCUGGGCGCGCUGCAGACGGAGGCGGCCUCGCUGUGCGACCAGCUGGCGGACAAACAGCGCGCGCUCGACGAAGCAGCUCUACAGUUACACUCGGAGCAUCAGUCAGUACACUGGCGCGCCUGCGCAGCUCCGGCAUGCGGCUGCGGCUGGCGGCGCGGCUGGCGCUGGCGCUGCGUGCUGCGGAGGAGCAGCGAGUGA
Papilio machaon (common yellow swallowtail) is the source of this 1218-nucleotide messenger RNA. RefSeq lists its product as uncharacterized. The record is from RefSeq and is a predicted model, not a curated record. The coding region runs from base 151 to 1218 and encodes 355 amino acids. NCBI's taxonomy places the organism in Eukaryota, Metazoa, Arthropoda, Insecta, Lepidoptera, Papilionidae. The transcript is spliced from 8 exons.